GCCCAUUGGUCUCCUCUCUCUCUCUCUCCUCUCUCUCUCUCUCUCUCUCUCUCUCUCAACACUUGAUAUUGAACAGGCACGAGCUCCUGCCAAAUGGGGUUUGCUCCUCAUGCGUAGGCUGGUUUGGGAAUUGAAAGUUUGAAACGAGUCUUCCCCCACUCCUUACCCUUUCUUCUCUUCUUUCCUUUCUCUGUGUCAAGUCUUUCACUCUUGACUUUCCUUACUGAGUGACUAUGUUGAACUUGUGAAGAAAAUUAGGUGGUUUGGAUUGUUAGUUCUUGGGUUAUCAAGCAUGCAGACCAUUUCUGCCAAAGAACAUGGAAGAAAUUUCAAUAAUCCCAUUUUUCAGCUCUCCCCAGUUACUUCUGUGCCUUGGUGGAGUGCUGCUCUUGGAUCACAGCCUGUCUAUCCUGCGCCGCAUAAGGAGAACAGUGAUGGAAAAGACUAUGUGAAGGCGCAAAAAGCUCAGCAAUUUACUUCAAUCUUAUCUCGGCAAUCAUCUCAGCCUCAGUACCAAGCUAGUGUUGAACUAGGACUUGCUCAACCAAUGGUUUGCACAAACUAUCCCUAUAUAGAUCAAUGUUAUGGUGUGUUCACAGCCUAUGGAGCUCAAACAGCGGGCCGCAUGUUAUUGCCAUUAAAUAUGACAACAGAUGAUGGACCCAUUUAUGUAAAUGCUAAGCAGUACCAUGGAAUCAUUAAGCGCAGGCAAUCUCGUGCAAAGGCCGAGAUAGAGAAUAAAGCGGUCAAAAAUCGGAAGCCUUAUCUACAUGAAUCACGUCAUCUCCAUGCACUGCGUCGAGCAAGGGGAUGCGGUGGCCGCUUCCUGAAGACAAAGAAUCCAAACAGUGGGAAGGUUGGGACUAAUGCUAGCAAAGCAAGUGAGGGGAAACUUUCAGAGUCUAAUGGCUCCCCAAGUUCUGAAGGUCUACAGUCCAAGAGUGGCAAUUUAAAUUCAUCAAAGAAGGCAUCUGGUGGUGGUUCAAAUCUGUCAGGGUCAGAAGUGACUAGUGUGUACUCUGGAGAUCUCAAUCAGUUUCAGGGUGAGCAUCUGCGCCUAUCUACUUUUCGCUCUCUCUCAAACAUCAUGGUAAGUGGGCAGGGUGUCAAUAUGUCCAACAAGUGGGUUGCAGCAGAUGGCUGCUGUGACCUCCUCAAAAUUUGAAUGUGGGGAUGGCUUGGGGUUGAGUAGGUUGUAGCUUCAGUUUUUCAGCUUAGCAAGGCUUUAGAGCUGAGUAAAUCCUACGUAAGCAACCCCGUCCCUGCAGCAGCUAAAUGGAGGAGCUCGGUUGCAGCGUUGUUUGUGGCUGUUGCAAUGGGCUCUAGUUGAGUGGAUAGUCCUUCCACCAUUUGGCUGUUUCAAAGGCAACUCAUUCUUGGCUUCUACAUUGAGGUCUCCUGGUCACUAACAGUAUGCGUGCUGUUGCUGGUGCUAGAGACCUUAAUGUAUUGUAUAAUAAACAAAACUACCUAUCGGUGUUUGAUCAGUUGUUGCAAUAGACUUGAAAGUAUGGAUCCUUGUGUAAUUGUGUUGGUGAUGAAAAUGUAGUGGACCAAAGUGUUGUUGGAUCUCCUUCAUGUAAAAGACUGAUAUCUGCUGUGUCUCUCAACUCCUUUUAGACCAUAUAUUGUAAGAAUAUCUGGUGUGUGUGUGUUAAGAA
Molecule: messenger RNA, 1661 nt
Organism: Macadamia integrifolia
Lineage: Eukaryota; Viridiplantae; Streptophyta; Magnoliopsida; Proteales; Proteaceae
Product: nuclear transcription factor Y subunit A-10-like
Exons: 6
Coding region: 293-1165 (290 amino acids)
Biological process (GO): regulation of transcription by RNA polymerase II
Cellular component (GO): CCAAT-binding factor complex
Molecular function (GO): DNA-binding transcription factor activity, RNA polymerase II-specific; RNA polymerase II cis-regulatory region sequence-specific DNA binding
Source: RefSeq, a predicted model, not a curated record